AGAGCGACGAUGGAGUCGGUGCGGGCGCAGCGGCUGCAGCCCGGCGUGGGCGGGACGCUGCGCUCCCUGCGGCCCGGGGUCACCGGGGCUCCCGCCGCCCCUCCGCCCGCCGCCGCUCCGCCUCCUCCGGCCGUUCUGGGGCCGGGCCUGGGGCUGCCGCCGCCGCCGCCCCCGCUGGGCCUGCAGGGCUCCGCCGCCUCCGCCCCGCCGCCCCCCCCCGGCUCGGGGCCGCCCGCGGUGCUGCGGGAGGCGGUGGAGGCGGUGGUGCGGAGCUUCGCCAAACACACGCAGGGCUACGGCCGCGUGAAUGUGGUGGAGGCCCUGCAGGAGUUCUGGCAGAUGAAGCAGUCCCGGGGGGCCGACCUGAAGAACGGAGCCCUGGUGGUGUACGAGAUGGUCCCGGCCAACAGCCCGCCCUACGUCUGCUACGUCACCCUGCCCGGCGGCAGCUGCUUCGGCAGCUUCCAGUUCUGUCCCACCAAGGCCGAGGCGCGGAGGAGCGCCGCUAAGAUCGCGCUGAUGAACUCGGUGUUUAACGAGCAUCCCUCGCGGAGGAUCACGGACGAGUUCAUCGAGAAGAGCGUGUCGGAGGCCCUGGCGUCCUUCAACGGCAACCAGGAGGAGGCCGACAACCCCAACACCGGCAUCGGCGCCUUCCGCUUCAUGCUGGAGUCCAACAAAGGGAAAUCCAUGCUGGAGUUCCAGGAGCUGAUGACGGUGUUCCAACUGCUGCACUGGAACGGCAGCCUGAAGGCCAUGCGGGAGCGGCAGUGCUCACGGCAGGAGGUCCUGGCUCAUUACUCCCACCGCGCUCUGGACGACGACAUCCGGCAGCAGAUGGCCAUGGACUGGGUGAGCAGGGAGCAGAGCAGCCCGGGCGCGCUGUCCCGUGAGUUGGCCGCCACCGAGCGCGAGUUGGACGAGGCGAGGCUGGCCGGGAAGGAGCUGCGCUUCCACAAGGAGAGGAAGGACAUCCUGCUGCUGGCGGCCGGGCAGCUGGGCAGCCUGCACUCCUCGGGCUGCUGAGCCCCCCAAUGGGACCCCCCCUUCACCCCCCUCCCCCCCCCCCCGGCGCCCCGCAGGGCUCCUCCGCCCCCCACCCCCCCCCCCCCCCACCCCCCUUUUGCACAUUGGAAGCCUUUCUUUCCCUUUGGUCGCUUUGGUUUCGGUCGCGUAAAGAACCCAAACGGGGCUCCCGUACGGCUCCGCGCUGCCGCUUCCGGCGUUGCUCCGCCACCUCCCGCCCGCUGCCGGGGGGGUUCCCCGUCCGUCCCCCUUUAAAGGGGUGGGGGGGCCGCAGGGGGCGCAGCCCGACGCCCUCAGCACCGCCCGACCCCUCCGUGCCCCAACGCGGGGCUCUGUGUGCCGCGGCUCUGCACUGCGAUGGGAGCCGUGCGGUGGGAGCUGCGCCCCCCACGGCAGCCGCGCGGACCCCGCGGGGUCUCCCAGGGGGCUUUGGGGGGGGGGGGGGGGGGGGGGGGGGGGGGCUGCGGCCGCCCCACGCGGCGCUGCGGGCUGUGGGGUCGCCCCCAUAGUGAUGCUGUGGGCUGUGGGGUCGCUUCCAUAGCGGGGCUGUGGGCUGUGGGGUCGCCCCUAUAGCAGCGCUGUGGGGUCGCCCCCAUAGCGGCACUGUGGGGUCGCCCCCAUAGCGGCACUGUGGGCUGUGGGGUUGCCCCUACAGCGGCGCUGUGGGCUGUGGGGUUGCCCCCAUAGUGGUGCUGUGGGCUGUGGGGUCGCCCCCAUAGUGGUGCUGUGGGCUGUGGGGUCGCCCCCCGUAGCGGCGCUGUGGGGUCGCUCCCAUAGCGGGGCUGUAGGGUCGCCCCCAUAGUGGUGCUGUGGGCUGUGGGGUCGCCCCCAUAGCGGGGCUGUGGGCUGUGGGGUUGCCCCUAUAGCGGCGCUGUGGGCUGUGGGGUCGCCCCUAUAGCGGGGCUGUGGGCUGUGGGGUCGCCCCCAUAGUGGUGCUGUGGGCUCUGAGGUCGCCCCCCAUAGCGGCGCUGUGGGGUCGCCCCGAUAGGGAUGCUGUGGGCUGUGGGGUCGCCCCCAUAGCGGCUCUGUGGGGUCGCCCCCAUAGUGGCGCUGUGGGCUGUGGGGUCGCCCCCAUAGCGGCGCUGUGGGGUCGCCGUUCCCGGAGCCGCUGCCGUUUUGUAUCCCCACCGGCGCCGGGUUUGAUAUAUAUUUUUAUAGACGCAGCAGCGGUGGUUUCUGAUGUGUGCGGGAUGGGGGCGGCAGCGGCCGAGCGGCUGCGCGGUGCUCACCCCAUAGCAGCGCUGUGCUCACCCCAUAGCAGUGCCUGACCCCAUAGCAGCGCUGUGCUCACCCCAUAGCAGUGCCUGACCCCAUAGCAGCGCUGUGUUCACCCCAUAGCAGCGCUGUGCUCACCCCAUAGCAGUGCCUGACCCAAUGCAGCGCUGUGCUCACCCCAUAGCAGCGCUGUGCUCACCCCAUAGCAGUGCCCGACCCCAUAGCAGCGCUGUGCUCACCCCAUAGCAGUGUCUGACCCCAUAGCAGUGCUGUGCUCACCCCAUAGCAGCGCGGUGCUCACCCCAUAGCAGUGCCCGACCCCAUAGCAGCGCUGUGCUCACCCCAUAGCAGUGCCUGACCCCAUAGCAGCGCGGUGCUCACCCCAUAGCAGUGCCCGACCCCAUAGCAGCGCUGUGCUCACCCCAUAGCAGUGCCUGACCCCAUAGCAGCGCUGUGCUCACCCCAUAGCAGUGCCCGACCCCAUAGCGGCGCUGUGCUCACCCCAUAGCAGCGCUGUGCUCACCCCAUAGCAGUGCCUGACCCCAUAGCAGCGCUGUGCUCACCCCAUAGCAGUGCCCGACCCCAUAGCAGCGCUGUGCUCACCCCAUAGCAGUGCUGUGCUCACCCCAUAGCAGUGCCUGACCCCAUAGCAGCGCUGUGCUCACCCCAUAGCAGUGCCUGACCCCAUAGCAGCACUGUGCUCACCCCAUAGCAGUGCCUGACCCCAUAGCAGCGCUGUGCUCACCCCAUAGCAGUGCCUGACCCCAUAGCAGCACUGUGUUCACCCCAUAGCAGCGCUGUGCUCACCCCAUAGCAGUGCCUGACCCCCAUAGCAGCGCUGCAGUCACCCCAUAGCAGUGCCUGACCCCAUAGCAGCGCUGUGCUCACCCCAUAGCAGCGCUGUGCUCACCCCAUAGCAGUGCCUGACCCCAUAGCAGCGCUGUGCUCACCCCAUAGCAGUGCCUGACCCCAUAGCAGCACUGUGCUCACCCCAUAGCAGUGCUGUGCUCACCCCAUAGCAGUGCCUGACCCCAUAGCAGUGUUGUGUUCACCCCAUAGCAGCGCUGUGCUCACCCCAUAGCAGUGCUGCAGUCACCCCAUAGCAGUGCCCGACCCCAUAGCAGCGCUGUGUUCACCCCAUAGCAGCGCUGUGCUCACCCCAUAGCAGUGCCUGACCCCAUAGCAGCGCUGCAGUCACCCCAUAGCAGUGCCUGACCCCAUAGCAGCACUGUGCUCACCCCAUAGCAGUGCCUGACCCCAUAGCAGCACUGUGCUCACCCCAUAGCAGCGCUGUGCUCACCCCAUAGCAGUGCUGCAGUCACCCCAUAGCAGCGCUGUGCUCACCCCAUAGCAGCACUGUGUUCACCCCAUAGCAGCGCUGUGCUCACCCCAUAGCAGUGCCUGACCCCAUAGCAGCGCUGCAGUCACCCCAUAGCAGUGCCUGACCCCAUAGCAGUGCUGUGCUCACCCCAUAGCAGCGCUGUGCUCACCCCAUAGCAGCGCUGCACACCGCCGCUGACGCACCGACCGCUGCCUUUUGUAUCCAUGGUUUUAUACAAUAAACAGCUCCGAUGUGGGGUA
This is a messenger RNA of Gallus gallus (chicken), 3822 nucleotides long. It is a transcript of the gene LIX1L, whose product is annotated as LIX1-like protein. Lineage: Eukaryota; Metazoa; Chordata; Aves; Galliformes; Phasianidae. The record is from RefSeq and is a predicted model, not a curated record. Bases 10 to 1026 code for a protein of 338 amino acids. Gene Ontology annotation, cellular component: cytoplasm. The transcript has 6 exons. Gene Ontology annotation, biological process: autophagosome maturation.